Messenger RNA from Mercurialis annua (annual mercury), 2735 nucleotides. Its product is annotated as protein phosphatase 2C 16. The record is from RefSeq and is a predicted model, not a curated record. Bases 877 to 2490 code for a protein of 537 amino acids. Gene Ontology annotation, biological process: protein dephosphorylation. The transcript has 4 exons. Lineage: Eukaryota; Viridiplantae; Streptophyta; Magnoliopsida; Malpighiales; Euphorbiaceae. Gene Ontology annotation, molecular function: protein serine/threonine phosphatase activity; cation binding.
UCUAGCUUUAACUUAGCUCACCAAUUUUUUUUAUUUUCCGAGCUGCUUCUUUUAAUUAAUUUGCUUCAGGUGGUACGGGUAAGUAAGAAAUUUGGUACCUUUUAAUUUUUUUGUGAUUUUUUUUAAUUGUUUGGGGUUCAAGAUUUAGUACCCAGAUAGAUUUUAAUUAUGUUUUAUGUAUAAAGAAUUGUUUUUUAAUUAGAGGGUAUGUUAAAGGAGAUUAAUGGUUAAAGUUAGGUUGAUGUGGGUUGCCUUAGAUCCAGGGAAUUGAAGUUUUAGGUGAAGAAAGGUGGUGGCUUUUUAGGGUUUUCUUGUGAUUUUGAUUGGAAUUGGUAAUAAAUUUUAAGUUUUUUGAUUUAUGUGAGGUAUUUCUCAUGACCCUUUUGCUUUAUGAUUCUUGGGUUAUGCAUGGAAUUUGAAUUCUUUUGAGUUUAUCACAUGUAUUGAAGGGUAGGUGUUAAGGAUAGGAUUUAAGGUAUUAUGUGGUUGGUUCAAUCUGAAAGAAUAGAGGUUGAAAGGAAUUUGAUAAGCUCUUGAAGAUAAGUCCUUGAAAUUUCUGAUAAUUAGAGCCUUAGAUCCGAUUGUUCUUCACGAGAUCUGAUAACCCCCUUUUUAACUGCUGAUUUGACUUCAAGUUGUAGAUACUAGAUAGUAUUUUCUUUAUAAGGAGACCAGAAAAAGUAAAAAAGGAGCAAGUUGGUAGGUCAUUUAAUGUUAUAAGAUGGGAGUGGAAUUGUUUUUAGCACCUGUGAGGUUUAUCUUAGAAGUUUAAUGAUGAAAAGUGAUGAAGAUGACGAAAAUUGGCGGUUUCUGUUAGAAUAAAAGGAAUUAGUAGGGAUAGUUAUAACUGUCGAUUUAACGUAGAGUGUGGAAUUAAUGGAAGAGAUGUCCCCUGCAGUUGCACUGACGCUUAGUUUAGCUAAUUCAAUGUGUGAGAACUCAGGGAUUUCGACUCAUGUAGAAAUUACUCGUUUAAAGCUUGUUACGGAUACUGUAAGCUUGUUGUCUGAUCCUGUUAAGGUGCUGUCUAAGGAGGCUACUUCUGUAAGUAGUGGAAGCCAUAAUGGUGCUAUUAAUGAAGUCGUUUUCGCCACCUCGUCUUCAACUCGAGAUGUUGCUACGGAGAAUGGAAACUGUUCAAUUCAUACUGAUGCUGUAAUUCAGGAAAGUGAUGAAGAUGAAGUAUUAUCGGUUGUGGAAGACACACCUGGAAUUAUGACCGAAGAGUUGUUGGCAUUGGAAGCAGUAUCCGAGAUAAGUUUGCCAAAAUCUGCUGAAAUUGAUGAUAGCCAGCUCAUUGCUAAGGCUAUCAUCGUGGAGUCAUCGAAUGAGGUGCAGGUGCCAACGGCAAAACUCCUCAUUGCAGCAGUUGGCCCAAAUGCAGAUAACUCUGAAGGCUCUGAUUUGAGGGCAUCUGCGGUGGUUCUUAAAUUGCCUAGUGAGAAGAACAUCCCUAAGGGAGCUAUCCGGAGUGUAUUUGAGCUUGACUGUUUACCUCUUUGGGGUUCUGUAUCUAUCUGUGGAAGAAGACCCGAAAUGGAAGACGCAGUUGCAGCUGUUCCUCGGUUUGGAAAAAUUCCUAUUAAAAUGCUCAUUGGCGAUCGUGUUGUUGACGGUUUAAGUGAGAAUUUAACCCAUUUAACAAGUCAUUUUUUUGGUGUUUAUGAUGGCCAUGGAGGUAUUCAGGUUGCUAACUAUUGUCGUGACCGAAUUCAUUGGGCAUUGGCUGAAGAGAUUGGAAAUGUAAAAAAUGAUUCAAACGGUACGAGCAUGGAGGGAAAUGUACAGGUCCAAUGGGAUAAAGCCUUCACUAAUUGCUUUCUUAAGGUUGAUGAUGAGAUCGGAGGUAAAGGUACCAGAGGCCGUAUGGAAGGCUGUGCAGAUAUUUCGCAGGCCAUUUUCGAGCCUUUGGCACCAGAAACAGUUGGAUCUACUGCUGUGGUUGCACUGGUAUGUUCAUCUCAUAUCAUAGUUGCCAAUUGCGGUGAUUCAAGAGCAGUGCUUUAUCGAGGAAAAGAAUCAAUGGCAUUAUCAGUUGAUCAUAAACCAAAUAGAGAAGAUGAAUAUGCAAGGAUUGAGGCAUCUGGGGGCAAGGUGAUACAGUGGAACGGACAUCGUGUUUUUGGUGUUCUCGCUAUGUCAAGAUCAAUUGGUGAUAGAUACUUGAAACCAUGGAUCAUUCCAGAACCUGAAGUCAUGUUCAUUCCUCGAGCUAGAGACGAUGAAUGUCUUAUCUUAGCAAGCGAUGGCUUAUGGGAUGUAAUGACAAACGACGAAGUAUGCGAAAUAGCUCGAAAGCGGAUUCUACUAUGGCAUAAAAAGAACGGAACAACAGAUGCCCAAGCCGAAAGGGGGAAUGGAAUUGAUCCUGCAUCUCAAGCUGCAGCUGACUACCUUUCGGUGGUGGCAAUGCAAAAAGGAAGCAAAGACAACAUUUCAGUGAUUGUGGUUGACUUGAAGGCUCAAAGAAAGUUCAAGACCAAAUCUUAGUCAAUGCUUAAGUUGCCUUGUAGCUCAAGUCUUAUAUUAUAUAGCUACUACAUAUUAGAGAAAGUGCAUCUAAUUAAUAUUAAUACAUAGCUAGCUUGGUCCAUUCCUUUUUCUCUAUGGGCUUAAUGUGUGUACAAGAAUAGAAACUAGUGUGCUUAACAAGUGUAUCGGAAUGCGAUAUUGCCGGUGUUUUUUGAUAACCUUGCUUUAAACUUUAAUGGUUAUGUAAAUUUCGAGUUCUUGCA